CCGUCAUUGGUCAAAAAGGGCGCGGCUUCACCUGCGAAUCCUGCCAGUGUCAUCAAAACCAUCACCCAUCAAGCCAGGUAUAGCUUCGCUGCCAUACGCCGCGCACGCAUUGAUCGAAGACCUUUCUGAUUCGAAGUAGCCAACGGUUUGUGUCUCGGCCACAGAAAAGAGAUCCGCGGAGUCAUUGGCACGAUCGAGGCGUGCUGGGCUGGCUCAUUGGCACAAGGCGUCAUUGAUUGGGUGGAGCCCAUUCAGUCGUAAAAGGUCACAAAAUGCCACCCAAGACGGCGGGAAGCGGUGCACUGCGACCUGGAAAUCAUGCCGGUCCAAACACCACCACCGCAGCACCAGCAAUGUCAUCAUCGUCAUCUAGCCGAUCACCUACCAAAGUCAGUCAAGCUGCAUCCCGCUCAUCCAUCUCGUCUCGAUCUACGACGACCCAUCAAAGCUGGCCAGCCCUCUCCUCCAAACCGCACUCCUUGCUACUCCUGCCCGCCCUAGCAGCAUUCAUCCUCGUCCUUUCUCUCUUGGCAUGUUGGUCUCACUACUACCUUCCCCAACCCGUCACCCUCGCCCAAUCCGCCCUGUCAGAGUCAGCGGGCAAAGGAGCUCUGUUCAGCGAAGAGAGGACUUUUCAAGUGAUGCAAAAAUUGGCGAUAGAUAUCGGGUAUAGGAUAGUGGGAACCAAGCAACACGUUCAGGCGGAAGAGUGGCUGGAGAGCGAGAUCAAACCUCUGAUUGGGUGGCAUCAGACCGGAGAGGGUCGGGGAAAUGGCACGCAGGUGGAGAUGUGGACGCAGAUUGGUGACGGCGCUCAUCGCUUUGACUUUAUGCACAACGUCGUCUUCAAGCGCUACAUGAACAUGAGUAAUGUGAUUGUUCGUCUCUCCGACGGCACGGAUGAGGGCAAGGAGCAUGCUGUGCUCAUCAAUGGGCAUCUUGACUCUACUCUGCCAAGUCCUGGAGCAGCGGAUGAUGGUGUAGCCAUCGGCAUUAUGCUCGAGCUUCUACGCAUCUUCACAACCAGCCCACGGCCCAAGCUACGCCACUCGAUCAUUCUGCUCUUCAACAACGGCGAAGAGUCGUUGCAAGAUGCUUCCCACCUGUACAUCACGCAACACGAGCCUACCCGUCAUAGUGUGCGAGCCGUCGUCAAUUUAGAAGCUUGCGGCGUGUCUGGACCCGAAUUGCUCUUUCAGGCCGACUCGGAACAGCUUGUGGAAGCGUACGCGAAGGCUCCGCGGCCUUUCGGUACCAUCUUGGCCAACGAUGUCUUUGGCAGUGGCAUAAUUCUCAGCGACACGGAUGCCCGGCAAUUCGCAGAGUAUGGAAACGUCCCGAUGUUGGAUAUGGCCAUUGUGGGCAACAGCUACUUGUACCACACCAGAAAGGAUGUUCCAAAAUACAUUCAGCCUGGAGUGGCUCAGCACUUUGGGGAGAAUGUGCUGGCCAUCGUGCAACACUUGACUACGGAUCCCAAAUCUAAAUUGGCGAAUGUCAAACAGUUUCCCAAAAGAAUGCCUCCAAUUUACUUUACCAUCGCUGGCAAGUACUUCAUCCACAUUAGCAACAAGGCGUGGAAAGGCCUCUCGAUGGCAAUGUCAGCGUUCGCCAACUUCUUCCUUUCCUCCACCGUCCGCGCGGAGAAGCACUUUGGUUCGCUCCAGACGACGACGCUAGCCAUCUUUGCUGUAGUGCUCUCACUCUUCGCAAGCUUGAUCAGCGCGAAUCUCGUCGCUUUGAUCAUGACGCAAGUGCUCAACAAGGGCAUGAGCUGGUUCUCUCACGAAUUAUACCCUGUCGUAUUGUACGGCCCGCCGGCAGUGGCGGGCAGCCUGGCAGUCCAGCUGGCAAGCUCUUACUUCUUCACGGGCGAGCGCAGAGCUUCCAUGGAAAGGGCAACGCUCAACGGAAUGUUUGCAAUCUUUGCGCUGUCGCUCAUGUGCCUCAACGCGUUUGGCAUUGGCUCUGCGUACCUGUUCGGCCUCGGCACAUUUGCUCUGCUCUUCGUCACCGCGUUGAACGACUUUGUGCUGGUUGGCUUCGGCGCAAUCGAGCUCCGCAAGGUGGCCGCGGAUCAAAGGGUGCACCCUCUAACUUAUUUUCUGCUUAGCAUCAUUCCAUCGGUCGUCGGAUCCGAAGGUCUGGUAUCGUUCUUGGAUCUGUUCGUUCCCUUGACGGGCCGCACUGGCGAGAUUUCGCCCUCCGAUCACAUCAUCGCGACAAUCGUGGCCGCGCUUUCGUUCAUGUCUCUGCCCAUCAUGCUGCCACUUGCACAUCGAUAUGGUCCGAAGCACAUAACGCGAGCAAUUGCUGGGCUUUUGAUCUUUACAAGCAUAGCCAUUGCGGUGUUUGCAAGUCCUUCCUUUUCCCCUUGGACGCCUUUGACGCCCAAGCGCAUAUUUGUUCAUCAGGUCGAGAACAUUACCGACGGGACGUGGAGCAUGAACAUGGGCCAUGCUGACGCGGCGCCUGGUCAUUGGCAAUUGGUCGACGACGUCAGGACCGCUUUGGUGCCAGAGCACGCCCCGGCAGUCAAGCAGGUAAUGAAUGAGAAUAAUACCGUGUUUGACAUUCUGCACCCAGUCAGUGCCUUUUUGACGCCGUUCAAGUUCGACUUGCCGCCGCCCGCUUCCGGUCAAGUCUCUCCCUGGUCCGCACCCAAUGCCUUUACCGUCACAUCCAGGGACGAGGAGUUGGACCUGGUGGCCGGAACGAGGCGCGUUACCAUCGAAGUCAAGAAACCAGGCUUGAUCUGGUCCGUCAUUGCUUUCCACGCCGACGUCUUGGAGUGGGAUUUGCCCGGCGUUUCCCCACCUGCAGGCGGCAGGCAGAGACAUCACAUCAAGGAAGUGGGCAGGUAUGGGGUGGAGAGUUGGACCAUACGCCUCUUGCUUCGGCUCGACGAAGACGCGAGGGCAGCAGCGGCUAUCCGAGGACCGGACCGUGCACCCUACUCGGCGUCUGUCCGCGUAGACUCUGCGACAGCAGCCGAAGACCAAGUGUACAGAAAUCCCUCUAGACUCUGGAUCGAUUAUUCCGCUUUGGACGCAGAGGGAAUGUGGCCAAAUUCUAGACAUUUGGUCGAGAGCAGGCCAUCUUUGAAGACGUUUGAAAAGAUGGACAGGUAUUUGGCCAAGUCGCACCCGGAAGUGGACGCCAUGCUGCUUUCUGUAGUUGCUGGCGUCGCUCAAGUCUAAAAUCCGCGUCGUUGGUGCCUCCUUGCUACCGCAGUCGCACGCUGUGCAUCAAAAGGCGCAAAAUGAAACAUCAUUCGAACUCCC
Molecule: messenger RNA, 3284 nt
Organism: Ceraceosorus guamensis
Lineage: Eukaryota; Fungi; Basidiomycota; Exobasidiomycetes; Ceraceosorales; Ceraceosoraceae
Exons: 8
Coding region: 273-3200 (975 amino acids)
Biological process (GO): proteolysis
Molecular function (GO): metalloexopeptidase activity
Source: RefSeq, a predicted model, not a curated record